UGUAAUCGUGACUGUGCAGCGUAUGGGUGAAACUGAAGCGCGCAGUUGUUUAACCGUCGACGAUGUUGCAUAGUGGACCGUGAUAUAAUUGGAAAACGCAUUAACAGAUCGUCGGAAGAUAAAACGAGAACAACGUAUUGCAGGACUAGGUUGCUUGCAGUACUGAAUCAAAAUGGAAUCAAUGGAUGCGCGUCUUGUGGCGCAAGCAUUGAACUACCAUGGCCAACAGUUGCAGAAAGUGUGGGAGGGAGAACGCAACGAGAAUGAGCUGGCCAUGCUGAAUCUCAAGGAACCAAAUUUUGAGAUCUACCAACAGCGUCAGAAAACGCUUAGUUUUGGAGAUAGAGGAAAAAGGCUAAAGCUACAGCAAUUCCUUGCAAAGAAGGCAGAUGCCCUUUAUGAUAAGGCAAACUUGGAGAAAACAGUUGAACCUCUCAAGCAAGAAUUAGGAGAUGAAGAAUUUUAUGCAACAAUGCCAGGCCUUGAUACUUUUGUUACCAUGGAAAAGUCUCAGCGUAUACGAAAUUUUUUGGAGAGUUUGGUCGUUGGAGAUGUUAUUUACGCGCAAGUUAUGGGUAAAAGUGCUGCUGGGCUUCUCCUGAAGGUGCUUUGCAACUGCAGCGACUGCCCGAGGGUUGUUACUGAUUUAGGAGUUAAGGCUCUGAUAUUAAACACGGCCACAGUGCCGGCGGUGGACAAGAAAGGUGUUACAAGAGGCUACAUGGCAAAUGAUCUCAUCUGCGUCGUAGUCAGUGAAGUUAACGUUGAAGCUGAGCGAGUUGUUGCAGUUAUGAACGUACCUGCCCGUGAAGGGCAAGCCCCACACCCACCUAUGGGACUUAUCCAUUCGGAUGAUCUUCCGGAAGCUUAUAAGAAAGCGAUGGACAACAAAGGACAGUCAUACGAAGCGAUGUUGGAGAAUAGUACUGGCUUCAACAACCCAAACAACAUUAAAUAUCUUUGCGACUUGAUGGGUCUCGGUCAAGAGAACCAUUCCAAUAUGGUUGGUUUGAGAGAAAGAUUCCCUCCAAAUGAAUAUGCGUCCGAAUUGAGACAAGCUCAGGCCAGUAAAUGGGCGUUCCGAAGUGUGGCCGAAGGUAUAGAUCAUUUCAAGGCUGGACGUCAUACAGAAGCCUUCCAGUGCUUGAACAAAGCGCUGACCGUAGAUCCACGGAACGUCGAGGGAUUGGUUGCUCGUGGAGCACUAUACGCAAACAGCGGCAGUUUUAAGAAAGCCAUCGACGAUUUUGAGACCGCGUUGAAACUGAAUCAAACUCACGCGAACGCGCGUAAAUACAUGGCCGAGACGCUGGUCGCUCUGGGUCGAAGUUACGAGGACGAGAAGAAGUACGAAGAAGCCCAGAAAGCGUACGAGAACUGCUUGGUAAUUGCUCCGUACCAUGAAGAAGCCAGGAACUCUAUCGAGUACAUCAAAUCUAAAACACUGACGUCUACUUUGAAUCCACUGGACACGUUCAAGAGUUUCGAAGCCGAGAAUGACGUUGGGGAGAAUAAGAAGGAAAAGAAGAAACGCAAGAAAGAAAGGAAAUCGCGUUCGAAGAAAAGGCAGAGAUGGAGUUCGAGCUCCAGUUCGUCAUCCAGCGGAUCCUCGAGUUCCUCUAGCUCCGAAUCUAGUAGCUCUUCGUCGUCCGGAAGCUCGCGAUCGGCAUCAAGGUCGCCUAGUCGUAAACGGAAACAUAAGAAGGAUCAUCGUGGCUCGUCGCUUUCGCCUCUUAGCAAACGUAUGGCUCAGUACAACAAUCCACCGGCUGCUGCAACAGCUACGCACGAUGUCAUAGCCCCGGUGACUUACGGUACAAAUACUCGAGAUAAGAUGGAUGAUUACGAGAUAAAAGUACGAAAAUUCUUGGAGCAAACAAAGGACGACUCAGAUUACGAAGAUAAGGUAAGGAAGUUCUUGGAGGAAACUGCCAGAUGGAAGAGGGAAAGGGAGAAGGAAAAGAAACAUUCAGAAAGUGAAAAGAUGAAGAAGAAAAAGAAGAAAGAAAAGAAGGGCAAGGACAAAGAGAAAGAAGACAAGAAAAGCCGGAAGAAGAAGAAGAAGGAAGAGAGAAAGAAACGCAAAAAUAAAGACAAACUUGAACGAGACUUAGAAGCCCUGAAAAAAUCUUCGUUACCGGAUUUAGAACAGUUGGAGUCGAAACUGAAUGCGUAUUAUGCGAAAGUUGAAAAAGAAACUGCUGUUUUGAAAAGGUAUGUAGCUCAGUAUAAUGACAUAGCUUCCCCUCUUAGCAACGCGGAGAAGCUCGCUGAGAGCUCACGAAGGGAGGAGGAGCUGCGCAGAGAAAGGGAGAGGGAGAGAGAUGAGGCCUCGAAGGCGUACCACGAACGGGAAGCUAGGGUACCAAUGACCGCACAGCAACAAAUCCAAAGGAAGCCUCUGACUGACAUUUUUGAGCAAGAAUCUCAGUUGAUCCAUCCGGAACCCAAAUUACCAACCUUGGACACAGCUGCCCUAAAUGCGAAAUGGAAGGCUGCUCAAGCCGCAAGACAAAAGGACGUCCUUCCACAAAAAUGGCAAGAUGUAUCUCAGGAAAGUAAGAAAAUGCAACCCAAUGUAGAUAGCGACGAAGACGACGACAAUGAACUGGAGGAGAAAUUGCAGCGCGCAGCUUUGGAGAAGUCGAUGAACAUACGAAAACAGAUGCAACGCGAACUCGCGGAGAAGCGAGCGGCCGCUGCUCAACCGAUGUUGGCUCCAACUCCGCCGCCGUUACCGAAAGAACCACCGAUGCCAAAGCAAGCACCGGUGAAAUAUCCGACACCGCAGCCGCAAAAUAAAUUCCAGUCGUACAAAGAUCCCUCGAUAUCCGUGCCGCAAGCAACGCCGACUAAAUUCAGUUCUAGUAACAAUCUUGGUGGCAAGUUCCAACCGAUUGGGCAGAGUGGUAACAGUGGCGCUGGUCAUCCACCAGAACCACCGCGUCCACCUCCGCCAACGAAGAACCAAAGCCAGGCGAAGGGACCUAGAACAGACUCUGACAGCGAGACGGAAAGACAGCACAGACAGACGCCUAAGAAACGGGAAUCGAGUGGCAGAGGUGGAGCCGUGACGAAGAGGAUGAGCAGAGACCGUCCAGCGAAACGUUCGCGUAGCAGAUCGCGAAGCGCGUCCAGUUCAGGCUCCUCGAGAUCCCGUUCGCCCAGAAGAAGCCGUUCCCGAUCGUAUUCGAACCGAAGAUCCGGCAGUUACGAAAGGAAGUACAGUCGAUCUCCUUCGGGCACUUACAGCAGGUCGCGUUCCAGGUCACGAUCCAGAUCGUACACGAGGAGUCGUAGCCGCAGCAGAUCCGGUGACAGGAGUUACUAUCGGAAGAGACAAUUCCGACCGUACAAUAAUCGCGGUACCUAUUACAAGCCUCGUUUCCAAGGCUUCAAUAACCCGAACCAUCGUGGCGGUGGUAACAAUUUCCAGAAUCGUAACCGGUUCUACAACAACCAGCACAACAAUCGUUUCGGUAACAGACGCGGCGGUGGUUUCAAUAACCGUGGUGGCGGACGCGGACGCGGCGGUAACCGUGGCGGUAGGUUCUUCCACGGUAAGCAGGGCUUCCGCGACUUCCGGGACAGACGAGACUUCAGAGAUCGCCGCGCCGCGUCGCGCGAUCGGUACAGCGACCGUAGCUACUCCCCCGAUCCGAUGAGGAAAGUCGACGAGGCGAAGGAAAAGAUCAACAAGAUGCUCGAAGGUGGCGACGACGUGAUGGAACAUCAACAGGGUGGCGGAGGAUCGAACGUACCUCCCAGCAAAAGGCAAGACGGACCUUUGAGCGAAGGCGAAGAAAGGGACGACGAUGACUACGAGAGGUGGGGAGAGGGCGAGGGGGGCGACACUGCUAACAAGGUUGGUUAGGUCUCUUCUGUGUAGGCUUUCGCGAAUGAACAGCCUAUCUUCUCGUGAUGACGAUCAUGAUAAUCCGGAUGAUGAGAUAAAUAUGAGGAGUAAAAUGAUGAGGAAUAUGAUGGUGAUGAUGAUGAUGGUGAUGAGCCACACGUACAAGAAAAACAUGCGACUUAGGAGCCAACUAACUCUCGUUUGUUGCUAGAAUGAGGAGGUUGGACCUGUCGAGGAUAACCUGGAAGGCAAGGAGUACUUCAUUGAGCGCAUGAAGCAGCGAAGCAAGAAUGUAUUAAUGCAGAGAGCCCUUGCUGCUAAGAUUUGGUAGAAAACCACGGUUGCCGUUUGCUGCUUCUUCGAUUCUUCUCCUUCGUCUGUGAUAUAGUUACUUUUCCUCAACGUAAAACAUCGACCGGAUCACGUGAGACAUAGACUUCUUAUUAAUUCUCGGUACCGAUUGUUUUCGGUAUAUGUGUAAAACUGAAAGAACAUAGAGAGGGAUGAUAAUAACGUGUAUAUGGUAGAAGAAGAAAAUGUACAACCGAAGUCGUGACAGUCGAGAGAAAUGCAGCUUUUACUUUACUUUUAUUCCUAAUUUUUAAACUUUUUAACUUUAUUCCUGAAUGCCAGCAACGAACGCCUAUCGUUAACCGUGAAUAUUUUUCGCUGGACACCAACGUAAUUCGGCUUGUUUCGCUCGAUUGUCAUGCUCGCCCAUAAAUAAUCUUAUAUAGUUAAAUAUCCACCCGUGGUUGGUGCGUGUAAAUGCGAGCGUUCUCGUCGGGUACUCGUGUCGCAAACGAGCACUCGCGGAUUUCUUUCUUUCAUUCUUUCUUUCUUUUUUUUUUAAUUUUUAAUCGUUAACGAAAAGAUACACAACUUUCGACUCUAGUACUUAUUAUUCUCGCAUUGUAGCAUUUGUUUUUCUCUCGUCGUAACGAAACUCGUCGUGUAAGUAUUAAAAGCUAGAGAAGAGAGCGAGCGAAACCUUCUGCUAUGACGUGCACUUUCGAAGGGAAGUAUUUGGUCGCAGUAUUUGGCGUACGUGAGUGGCUUCUCAUUAUCAUUCAUUAUCAGGAAACUAGGAGUCAAUUUGUACAUUCGUUGAUGUUUCAAACGUCAGAAAAAUGAAGUUCAACCGUGUUCAGUUUAAGAAGCUUCGGCGAGGAAUUUUCAUGUAUUUUUCUUCGCGCCCCUAGCUAUCGGCGAUCCGAUUUUUCACGAUUGAAACACCUCACGUUUUUUUAACUCCUGCGCUUGAUAAGACACGGACGGUACAAGCUUUGUAAUGAAUUUCCACGGAUGUCAUAUCGUUUUCCGGUGAAACCUAAUAAAAAUCGCGACUCAUCAUCGUAAAGAAGAA
Messenger RNA from Osmia bicornis bicornis, 5222 nucleotides. Its product is annotated as serine/arginine repetitive matrix protein 2. NCBI's taxonomy places the organism in Eukaryota, Metazoa, Arthropoda, Insecta, Hymenoptera, Megachilidae. The transcript is spliced from 13 exons. Gene Ontology annotation, molecular function: protein binding. The coding region runs from base 173 to 3874 and encodes 1233 amino acids. The record is from RefSeq and is a predicted model, not a curated record.